CCUCCUCUUCCUCCUCGUUGAAGGAGCGAGUCGUUCUUUCUGGCCCUUACCUUUCACUUCACCUCACCAUUAGAGUCCGACUUGCACCUAAUGUCUCUGUCAGACACGUCUCUACGCGAGCGGAAAACGAGAGAGCUGAAUGAAGCGGACCCGAAUGCCAUCCCGGAAACCUCGGAUCCCGUCCAAAGCGUGCACCGCGAUCACUCAACUCUGACAUGGAUGGAGAUCCCGGCAUGGCAGCGCGACAAUGAGUAUAUAUUGACUGGAUAUAGACGAGAGCAAUUUAGCUGGAGAGGGUGUGCCUACUCCGUGUUUGGUGUACAUCUGCACAACGAAACAGACACACCUCUUCGGAGCACUCUGUUUGUCGGUCUCCUCGGCACCUUCUACCAGGUCCACCUUGCGCCGUACGAGACGACGGCGUGGCAGGACCUGGUUGUGUUUGUCAUCUCCCUCUCUGCGGCGAUCUUUUGUCUGCUCGCAAGUUCUUGGUAUCACACGUUCUCAGUGCAUUCUAGAGAGGUCGCUGUCCGAUGCCACGCACUCGAUUAUGCUGGAAUAGUGGUCCUUACGGUCGGCUCAUUCUUCCCGUGCGUCUACUACGAAUUCUACUGCGACACACGCCUGCAAGCGGCUUACCUGUCCGUAAUCGUGCUCGUCGGCCUCGGCGCCGCAUACAUCGUGCUCGAUCCCGAGUACUCGAAGCCAACGCAUCGCGGCGCACGGACGAAAGUUUUCAUAGCGCUCGGGCUGAGCGCGGUGUUUCCCGUCGCGCACGGGUUUUUCGUGCACGGACUGCAGAAGCUCUGGACGGAGAUGGGUUUCGGCUGGCUGAUCGCGUCCGGCGCGCUGUACAUUUCGGGUGCCUUGCUCUACGCGAACCGUAUCCCUGAACGCUUCUCGCCGGGGACCUUCGAUUACUUUUUUGCGUCCCAUCAGAUAUUCCACGUCUGCGUCGUCCUCGCAGCGCUCUCGCAUUACGUCUGCGUCUUGACGUCGUUCGAGCACUGGCACGCGCGUGCGGGGCCGUUCUGUCCGUCGUAGCUUGGUCGGCAUUCGUGUUGAAUCCCGUCCCUCUCGAUGAUCCCUGCAAUAGGCAUAAUGCGCCGUAGCUGGAUGUACACUGUAAGUGCCGCUUACGUCGUUAUUGGAUGUCAAUGUAGCUGCACCAUGCACUCACGUUGUGGCGUUUUGGAAGUAGAUGCUGAUUGGAUAAUGCACGAAAUUGUCGCA
Messenger RNA from Fomitopsis serialis, 1233 nucleotides. RefSeq names its product hemolysin-III related-domain-containing protein. Gene Ontology annotation, cellular component: membrane. The record is from RefSeq and is a predicted model, not a curated record. Lineage: Eukaryota; Fungi; Basidiomycota; Agaricomycetes; Polyporales; Fomitopsidaceae. The transcript has 8 exons. Gene Ontology annotation, molecular function: signaling receptor activity. The coding region runs from base 91 to 1044 and encodes 317 amino acids.